AUGAGCACCAACAGCACCAACACCACCACUCCCGAGACUACGGAGGAGCCCGUGAAAAAAGCAGAAGAGCAGGUGACCACUAAGGAGGAGACCACCGCCAAUGCUACAAAUACGAUCGACGAUACCAAGGACCAGCAAAAGAAAGAUGCGUCUACCACGGAUGAAGAGACUGUGAGCGUCACCAACUCCAGCACCAGCAGUAACAUGACUGUUGUAGAAGGCGAGAAGAGCUCUGUUGUUGAAGUCACUGACACUGCCGAUGCGGCUGUUUCGGCCAAUGCUACUGUUGCCAAUGCCGCGGCUGCCAACACCACCACAAUCACCACCAGGGUGGAAGCGGAAGUGCAAGAAAAUACCGAGAAUGGACAAGACAAGGUUCUCGACACAGCUUCUACUAACCUGGGUGGAAAUGAAACAUCGAACAGCGACAAAGAGACUGUGACAAACACGACAAAAAAUAGUGACAACACCGAAAUUAGCAACAGUCCUGCCGAGGGGAAAGUCGUCCCGGACGGAGACAACACUGUCGAAACCAACAGCACUCUCGGAACCACCAACACAACUGAACCAGCAUCAGAAAGUGGCGUGGAGAAAGAAGCGGGAAAAACUGAUGAAGGAGAAGAGAAAAAAGAGGAACCCAACGAAAUCGAAACCAAUAAUCAAGGAGAGGAAAUAGUCGACAAAAAUCAAACUGAUGUGGGAGCAAAAGAGGAAUCCAACGAAAUUGAAACCAAGAAUCAAGGAGAGGAAAUAGUCAACAAAAAUCAAACUGAUGUGGGAGCAGAAACAACAGCAAAAGAGGAAUCCGGCGUAAUUGAAACCAAGAAUCAAGGAGAGGAAAUAGUCAACAAAAAUCAAACUGAUGUGGGAGCAGAAACAGCAGCAAAGGAGGAAUCCAACGAAAUUGAAACCAAGAAUCAAGGAGAAGAAAUAGUCGACAAAAACCAAACUGAUGUGGGAGCAGGCGGUGAGGAACUCGUAUCAGGAACAAAUGGUACCGAAGUGCAAACUGCUAAUGAAACUGCCAGUCCGGGAGAGACCAAGGAGGAAGAAAUUGAGAGUGGUGGUAGCGAGGGAGUUUCGGAAGAACAGAGUACGAAUGAAACUGGUGAGACCGAGGAGGAAGAACAAACUACGGAUGAAGAAGCGGCCAAUGAGGAAGACACUGAAGAGGAAGAAGUGGAGUCUGAUUUAGCCGAGGAGCAAACCAAAGAUGAAGAAACUGCCGACGAAGGCGAGGCGGAAGGAGACAUUGAGUCUGGAGGAACCGAGGAAGGGACUGAAGAGGAAACCACAGAUGAAGAAGCUGAGGGAGAAACCGAGGAGGGGACUGAAGAGGAAACUUCAGAUGAAGAAGAAGCUGAUGACGGAGAAACCGAGGAGGAUGAGCAAACUGCGGAUGAGGAAGCUGAAGUUGAGGGAGAAACCGAAGAGGAAGAACAAACUGAAGAAGUUGAGUCUGGUGGAACCGAAGUUUCGGAAGAACAAGCCACUGAUGAUGCUGCGGGAGAGGAAGAAAUUGAGUCUGGUGGAACUGAUGAAGCUGCCGAGGAGCAAGCCACAGAUGAUACUACUGGAGAGGAAGAAACUGAGGGUGCCACCGAUGAUGCUGCAGAAGAGGAAACCACUGAUGAUGCAGCUGGAGAGGAAACCACUGAGGGCGCCACAGAUGAUGCUGCUGGAGAGGAAGAAGCUGAGGGCGCCACUGACGAUGCCGCUGGCGAUGAAGAGACUGAGGGCGCCACGGAUGAUGCAGCUGGCGAUGAAGAAACCGAGGGCGCCACUGAUGAUGCAGCUGGCGAUGAAGAAACCGAGGGCACCACAGAUGAUACUGCUGGUGAGGAAGAAGAAACGGAGGGCGCCACUGAUGAUACAGCUGGAGAGGAAACCACAGAUGAUACUGCUGGUGGGGAGGAAGAAACGGAGGGCGGAGAAAUUGAGUCAGGAAAUGAUGAUGGUACGGAAGAAGAAACUACUGAUGAUGCAGCUGGAGAGGAGGAAGGCGGAGACGAAACGGAAGAGGGCGUCGGUGGAGGUGAACAAGAAGAGGAGGAAUUCCGCAAUGGCGACAACACUGCAGAACAACCAUUUGACGGUGGGUUCGGCGACAUGAAAAACCUCGAUACUAGCUCCGAAACGAAAGUCAAUGAACCCACUGAAUCCUACGUCCCUACCGGCAACACUCCGAGCAGCAGCGGCAGCAAUAACGAAGUUGGCGGCAGCAACAAAGACCAGUAUCAGAGUGGGAUGGAUGCUGAGUCAAGUAAUGCUCCAGUCAUUCUCAUUGCCGCCAUGUUGGGACUGGUGUUGAUCUUUUGGAUUCGGGGACGAAGCAACAGGAAUGGAAGGCACCGUAAGAAUGGAUACAGCCAGCUGCCACAUCACAACAGCCGCAACCCAUACCGCAGUCCCAGGAACUUUAGGUAG
Molecule: messenger RNA, 2427 nt
Organism: Seminavis robusta
Lineage: Eukaryota; Bacillariophyta; Bacillariophyceae; Naviculales; Naviculaceae
Source: the annotation of a GenBank genome assembly